Molecule: messenger RNA, 15212 nt
Organism: Strongylocentrotus purpuratus (purple sea urchin)
Lineage: Eukaryota; Metazoa; Echinodermata; Echinoidea; Camarodonta; Strongylocentrotidae
Exons: 63
Coding region: 226-14940 (4904 amino acids)
Molecular function (GO): calcium ion binding
Source: RefSeq, a predicted model, not a curated record
ACUUUGUAUAAGCCCAUAACUGCUUUGGCUUUGCAUUACGGUGGUGUGUCGUUUUUUUUUAAGAGACCGCAGUUUUCUCAUUGCCGGUGGAGUUUUUCCUCUGGACAUCAUUGGAAGUGACUCCUUGGAGGCGACUCCAAGCACAAUCUGAUGAUAGAAAAUUCCUAGGAGAGUUUAUGAUUAAACAUACAUGUAUAAAAAUACUGCGAAAUACUGCAAGCCAACAUGUCCAGCGACCGAGGCCUAGGGCUUCUUAAAGGGCGGCACGGUCUCCUGUGUAUUUUCUUUUCUUCCAUGAUUAUUUCCACUCAACAGCAUGGAUAUGGUGGUACUGACAAUGAGAAUCCAGUCAUCAGUGGAUGCCCGACCGAUCAGAGUGUCAACACAGACAGUGGCAGGGCUACAGCAGUAGUAAAAUGGACACCACCUACAGCAACAGAUAACUCUGGUAACCAGACGCUGACAUCUUCGCACAAUCGUGGAGAUCUCUUUCCUAUUGGAAACACCACAGUGACCUACACAUCAACAGAUGCUGCAGGAAAUAUAGAUAUAUGUACCUUCCUUAUAACUGUGGCUGACAAUGAGAAUCCAGUCAUCAGUGGAUGCCCGACCGAUCAGAGUGUCAACACAGACAGUGGCAGGGCUACAGCAGUAGUAAAAUGGACAUCACCUACAGCAACAGAUAACUCUGGUAACCAGACGCUGACAUCUUCGCACAAUCGUGGAGAUCUCUUUCCUAUUGGAAACACCACAGUGACCUACACAUCAACAGAUGCUGCAGGAAAUAUAGAUAUAUGUACCUUCCUUAUAACUGUGGCUGACAAUGAGAAUCCAGUCAUCAGUGGAUGCCCGACCGAUCAGAGUGUCAACACAGACAGUGGCAGGGCUACAGCAGUAGUAAAAUGGACAUCACCUACAGCAACAGAUAACUCUGGUAACCAGACGCUGACAUCUUCGCACAAUCGUGGAGAUCUCUUUCCUAUUGGAAACACCACAGUGACCUACACAUCAACAGAUGCUGCAGGAAAUAUAGAUAUAUGUACCUUCCUUAUAACUGUGGCUGACAAUGAGAAUCCAGUCAUCAGUGGAUGCCCGACCGAUCAGAGUGUCAACACAGACAGUGGCAGGGCUACAGCAGUAGUAAAAUGGACACCACCUACAGCAACAGAUAACUCUGGUAACCAGACGCUGACAUCUUCGCACAAUCGUGGAGAUCUCUUUCCUAUUGGAAACACCACAGUGACCUACACAUCAACAGAUGCUGCAGGAAAUAUAGAUAUAUGUACCUUCCUUAUAACUGUGGCUGACAAUGAGAAUCCAGUCAUCAGUGGAUGCCCGACCGAUCAGAGUGUCAACACAGACAGUGGCAGGGCUACAGCAGUAGUAAAAUGGACACCACCUACAGCAACAGAUAACUCUGGUAACCAGACGCUGACAUCUUCGCACAAUCGUGGAGAUCUCUUUCCUAUUGGAAACACCACAGUGACCUACACAUCAACAGAUGCUGCAGGAAAUAUAGAUAUAUGUACCUUCCUUAUAACUGUGGCUGACAAUGAGAAUCCAGUCAUCAGUGGGUGCCCAAGUGAUCAGAAUGUCAACACAGACAGUGGUAAUGCUACAGCAGUAGUAAGCUGGACCCCACCUACAGCAACAGAUAACUCUGGUAACCAGACACUGACAUCCACUGACAAUCCUGGAGACUACUUUCCUAUUGGAAACACCACAGUGAACUACACAUCAACAGAUGCAGCAGGAAAUAUGGAAAUAUGUACCUUCAUUAUAACUGUGGCUGACAUUGAAGACCCAGUUCUAAGUGGAUGUUUUUCCUUGCUCACCUUAAAUGCGCUUCCCGGUGUGCCUUUUGCUAUUGUGAAUUGGGUUGAUCCAACAGCCACCGACAACUCUGGGUUGGUUACUGUAACAGGCACCCAUUCUUCAGGGAACAGGUAUAACAUCGGCGAAACAAUGGUCACAUUUACAGCAGCAGACGAUUCUGGGAAUGAGGACAUGUGUACAUUUACAAUUGAAGUAGUUGAUGUCGAAGGUCCCAUCCUUAUGGGCUGUAUGUCAUCUGAUGUUGUUACCAACACCACAACCGGACUGCCAGUGGCCCUGGUCAAUUAUGGUGUUCCAACAGCUACAGAUAACUCUGGGGCAAUCACUGCAAACUUGACUUCAGGUCUUCCCCCAGGAAACUUUUCUCUUGGUAACACUUUGGUCAUGUAUACAGCAGCUGAUCCAUCUGGGAACAGUGUAUCAUGCUCUUUCUAUGUCAAUGUGUCCGAUGUGGAAAAUCCCGUAUUCACCUCCUGCCCCAGUAGUCAGACUGUGGGCACUGACUUCAGAGGUGACACGGCUAUGCUCAAUUGGACCGUAACGGUUACCGAUAAUGAUGCGGCUGUUCUCACCUCGGACUACAAUACAUCAUAUGUUUUCCCACUCGGAAAAACGACAGUGACUUAUAAUGCCACUGAUAACUCUUCAAACUCAGCGAUGUGUGUUUUCACCUUUACAGUGGAAGAUCAAGAAGCCCCUUACUACACGACAAUGGUGAGCACAUGCCCAACGGAUGUGGUCAAUAUCACAGUCACUGAUCUAAACUACCGCAACAUAAGCUGGAUUGUACCACAAGUCCAAGAUAAUGUGGACCCAACUGUAAAUCUCACCGGAGUCUCGGAGAGCCACUCGCCAGGAUCCCAGUUCUUUGCCGGCACAACCACUGUCAUUUACCAAGCCACAGACCUCUCUGGAAAUACGGGCAAUUGUACUUUUCAGAUAACAAUCAAUGAUGAACAGGUUCCAGAUCUCACAGGUUGUCCCUCCGACAUGAACGCUACUACAGACCCUGGUGUAUCUUAUGCUACUACUGUGAACUGGACGGCACCUGUAUUCACAGAUAACGUAGACAUCAUCAAUGCUACAUCAUCACAUUCUCCUUUAGAUAAGUUUAUCAUCGGAGUCACAGAGGUGUCUUAUAAUGGAAGUGACAGUGCAGGAAAUGUUGCCUCUUGCACCUUUAUUAUCACAGUGUCUGACAAUGAGAAUCCAGUCAUCGGAGGAUGCCCAAGUGACCAGAGUGUAAACACAGACAGUGGUAAUGCUACAGCUGUAGUUACCUGGAUGCUGCCAGCAGCAACAGAUAACUCUGGUAGCCAGAUGCUGACAUCCACUGACAAUCCUGAAGAUUCCUUUCCUAUUGGUAACAACACAGUGACCUACACAUCAACAGAUGCAGCUGGAUACACAGACAAUUGCACCUUCUAUAUAGUUGUCAACGACAAUGAGAAUCCAGUCAUCGGUGGAUGCCCAAGUGACCAGAGUGUAAACACGAACAGUGGCAGGGCUACAGCAGUAGUAAAAUGGACAACACCUACAGCAACAGAUAACUCUGGUAACCAGACGCUGACAUCCACUGACAAUCCUGGAGAUUCCUUUCCUAUUGGAAACAACACAGUGACCUACACAUCAACAGAUGCAGCAGGAAAUACAGACACAUGCACCUUUUAUAUAUCUGUGACUGACAAUGAGAAUCCAGUCAUCGGAGGAUGCCCAAGUGACCAGAGUGUAAACACAGACAGUGGUAAUGCUACAGCAGUAGUUACCUGGAUGCUGCCACCAGCAACAGAUAACUCUGGUAGCCAGAUGCUGACAUCCACUGACAAUUCUGGAGAUUCCUUUCCUAUUGGAAACAACACAGUGACCUACACAUCAACAGAUGCAGCAGGAAAUACAGACACAUGUACCUUUUAUAUAUUUGUGAUUGACAAUGAGAAUGCAGUCUUCAGUGGAUGCCCAGGUGAUCAGAAUGUCAACACAGACAGUGGCAGGGCUACAGCAGUAGUAAAAUGGACACCACCUACAGCAACAGAUAACUCUGGUAACCAGACGCUGACAUCUUCGCACAAUCCUGGAGACUACUUUCCUCUUGGAAAUACAACAGUGAACUACACAUCAACAGAUACUGCAGGAAAUAUAGAAAUGUGUACCUUUCUUAUAACUGUGGCUGAUAAUGAAGUCCCGUUGAUAUCUGGAUGCAUUAGCACUCUCACUUCGAACGCGCUGCCUGGUCAGGCCUUUGACAACUUAAACUGGGUCGAACCAACAGCCACCGACAACGCUGGGCAGGUCAAUAUGACGGGCACUCAUGUUCCAGGGGCCAUGUAUUACAUCGGAGACACAACGGUCACAUUCACAGCUGUAGAUGAUUCUGGGAACAUCGCAAUGUGUAUCUUUGUUAUUACAAUACUUGAUAUGGAAGAUCCAGUCCUUAUGGGCUGUAUGUCAUCUGAUAUUGUUACCAACACCACAACCGGGCAGCCAGUGGCCCUGGUCAAUUAUGGUGUUCCAACAGCUACAGAUAACUCUGGGGCAAUCACUGCAAACUUGACUUCAGGUCUUCCCCCAGGAAACUUUUCUAUUGGUAACACCUUGGUCAUGUAUACAGCAGCUGAUCCAUCUGGGAACAGCGUAUCAUGUAAUUCCUUCUAUGUCAAUGUGUCUGAUGUGGAAGCACCAGUCCUGGUUUGCCCCAGCAACAUCGUUAACAACACAGAACCUGGCUUGAACACUGCAAAUGUGACCUGGUCGGAGCCGACAUAUACUGAUAACUCUGGCCGGGUGAGGGUUUCUCCCGAUUAUCCCUCUGGGGCUACGUUUGGCAUAAUCACGGCCACCGUGGUUACAUACACUGCUGUGGAUGAUUCAGGAAACAUGGCAACAUGUUCCUUCAAUGUGACAGUGAUUGACAAUGAGAAUCCAGUCAUCAGUGGAUGCCCAAGUGAUCAGAAUGUCAACACAGACAAUGGUAAUGCCACAGCUGUAAUAACCUGGAUGCCGCCAACAGCAUCAGAUAACUCUGGUAACCAGACACUGACAUCCUCCCACAAUCCUGGAGAUCCCUUUCCUAUUGGAAACACCACAGUGAAAUACAAAUCAACAGAUGCUGCUGGAAAAACAGACACAUGUAUUUUCUUUGUGGUCGUAACAGACAAUGAGAAUCCAGUCAUCAGUGGAUGCCCGACCGAUCAGAGUGUCAACACAGACAGUGGCAGGGCUACAGCAGUAGUAAAAUGGACACCACCUACAGCAACAGAUAACUCUGGUAACCAGACGCUGACAUCCACUGACAAUCCUGGAGAUUCCUUUCCUAUUGGAAACAACACAGUGACCUACACAUCAAAAGAUGCAGCAGGAAAUACAGACACAUGUACCUUUUAUAUAUCUGUGACUGACAAUGAGAAUCCAGUCAUCAGUGGAUGCCCAAGUGAUCAGAAUGUCAACACAGACAAUGGUAAUGCCACAGCUGUAGUAACCUGGAUGCCGCCAACAGCAUCAGAUAACUCGGGUAACCAGACACUGACAUCCUCCCACAAUCCUGAAGAUCCCUUUCCUAUUGGAAACACCACAGUGAAAUACACAUCAACAGAUGCUGCUGGAAAUACAGACACAUGUAUUUUCUUUGUGAUCGUAACAGACAAUGAGAAUCCAGUCAUCAGAGGAUGCCCGACCGAUCAGAGUGUCAACACAGACCGUGGUAAUGCUACAGCUGUAGUAACCUACACUACACCUACAGCAACAGAUAACUCUGGUAACAUGACCCUGACAUCCACUAACAAUCCUGGAGAUUCCUUUCCUAUUGGAAACAACACAGUGACCUACACAUCAACAGAUGCAGUAGGAAAUACAGACACAUGCACCUUUUAUAUAUCUGUGACUGACAAUGAGAAUCCAGUCAUCAGUGGAUGCCCAAGUGAUCAGAAUGUCAACACAGACAAUGGUAAUGCCACAGCUGUAAUAACCUGGAUGCCGCCAACAGCAUCAGAUAACUCUGGUAACCAGACACUGACAUCCUCCCACAAUCCUGGAGAUCCCUUUCCUAUUGGAAACACCACAGUGAAAUACACAUCAACAGAUGCUGCUGGAAAAACAGACACAUGUAUUUUCUUUGUGGUCGUAACAGACAAUGAGAAUCCAGUCAUCAGUGGAUGCCCGACCGAUCAGAGUGUCAACACAGACAGUGGCAGGGCUACAGCAGUAGUAAAAUGGACACCACCUACAGCAACAGAUAACUCUGGUAACCAGACGCUGACAUCCACUGACAAUCCUGGAGAUUCCUUUCCUAUUGGAAACAACACAGUGACCUACACAUCAAAAGAUGCAGCAGGAAAUACAGACACAUGUACCUUUUAUAUAUCUGUGACUGACAAUGAGAAUCCAGUCAUCAGUGGAUGCCCAAGUGAUCAGAAUGUCAACACAGACAAUGGUAAUGCCACAGCUGUAGUAACCUGGAUGCCGCCAACAGCAUCAGAUAACUCGGGUAACCAGACACUGACAUCCUCCCACAAUCCUGAAGAUCCCUUUCCUAUUGGAAACACCACAGUGAAAUACACAUCAACAGAUGCUGCUGGAAAUACAGACACAUGUAUUUUCUUUGUGAUCGUAACAGACAAUGAGAAUCCAGUCAUCAGAGGAUGCCCGACCGAUCAGAGUGUCAACACAGACCGUGGUAAUGCUACAGCUGUAGUAACCUACACUACACCUACAGCAACAGAUAACUCUGGUAACAUGACCCUGACAUCCACUAACAAUCCUGGAGAUUCCUUUCCUAUUGGAAACAACACAGUGACCUACACAUCAACAGAUGCAGUAGGAAAUACAGACACAUGCACCUUUUAUAUAUCUGUGACUGACAAUGAGAAUCCAGUCAUCAGUGGAUGCCCAAGUGAUCAGAAUGUCAACACAGACAAUGGUAAUGCCACAGCUGUAAUAACCUGGAUGCCGCCAACAGCAUCAGAUAACUCUGGUAACCAGACACUGACAUCCUCCCACAAUCCUGGAGAUCCCUUUCCUAUUGGAAACACCACAGUGAAAUACACAUCAACAGAUGCUGCUGGAAAAACAGACACAUGUAUUUUCUUUGUGGUCGUAACAGACAAUGAGAAUCCAGUCAUCAGUGGAUGCCCGACCGAUCAGAGUGUCAACACAGACAGUGGCAGGGCUACAGCAGUAGUAAAAUGGACACCACCUACAGCAACAGAUAACUCUGGUAACCAGACGCUGACAUCCACUGACAAUCCUGGAGAUUCCUUUCCUAUUGGAAACAACACAGUGACCUACACAUCAAAAGAUGCAGCAGGAAAUACAGACACAUGUACCUUUUAUAUAUCUGUGACUGACAAUGAGAAUCCAGUCAUCAGUGGAUGCCCAAGUGAUCAGAAUGUCAACACAGACAAUGGUAAUGCCACAGCUGUAGUAACCUGGAUGCCGCCAACAGCAUCAGAUAACUCGGGUAACCAGACACUGACAUCCUCCCACAAUCCUGAAGAUCCCUUUCCUAUUGGAAACACCACAGUGAAAUACACAUCAACAGAUGCUGCUGGAAAUACAGACACAUGUAUUUUCUUUGUGAUCGUAACAGACAAUGAGAAUCCAGUCAUCAGAGGAUGCCCGACCGAUCAGAGUGUCAACAUAGACCGUGGUAAUGCUACAGCUGUAGUAACCUACACUACACCUACAGCAACAGAUAACUCUGGUAACAUGACCCUGACAUCCACUAACAAUCCUGGAGAUUCCUUUCCUAUUGGAAACAACACAGUGACCUACACAUCAACAGAUGCAGUAGGAAAUACAGACACAUGCACCUUUUAUAUAUCUGUGACUGACAAUGAGAAUCCAGUCAUCAGUGGAUGCCCAAGUGAUCAGAAUGUCAACACAGACAAUGGUAAUGCCACAGCUGUAAUAACCUGGAUGCCGCCAACAGCAUCAGAUAACUCUGGUAACCAGACACUGACAUCCUCCCACAAUCCUGGAGAUCCCUUUCCUAUUGGAAACACCACAGUGAAAUACACAUCAACAGAUGCUGCUGGAAAAACAGACACAUGUAUUUUCUUUGUGGUCGUAACAGACAAUGAGAAUCCAGUCAUCAGUGGAUGCCCGACCGAUCAGAGUGUCAACACAGACAGUGGCAGGGCUACAGCAGUAGUAAAAUGGACACCACCUACAGCAACAGAUAACUCUGGUAACCAGACGCUGACAUCCACUGACAAUCCUGGAGAUUCCUUUCCUAUUGGAAACAACACAGUGACCUACACAUCAAAAGAUGCAGCAGGAAAUACAGACACAUGUACCUUUUAUAUAUCUGUGACUGACAAUGAGAAUCCAGUCAUCAGUGGAUGCCCAAGUGAUCAGAAUGUCAACACAGACAAUGGUAAUGCCACAGCUGUAGUAACCUGGAUGCCGCCAACAGCAUCAGAUAACUCGGGUAACCAGACACUGACAUCCUCCCACAAUCCUGAAGAUCCCUUUCCUAUUGGAAACACCACAGUGAAAUACACAUCAACAGAUGCUGCUGGAAAUACAGACACAUGUAUUUUCUUUGUGAUCGUAACAGACAAUGAGAAUCCAGUCAUCAGAGGAUGCCCGACCGAUCAGAGUGUCAACACAGACCGUGGUAAUGCUACAGCUGUAGUAACCUACACUGCACCUACAGCAACAGAUAACUCUGGUAACAUGACCCUGACAUCCACCAACAAUCCUGGAGAUUCCUUUCCUAUUGGAAACAACACAGUGACCUACACAUCAACAGAUGCAGUAGGAAAUACAGACACAUGCACCUUUUAUAUAUCUGUGACUGACAAUGAGAAUCCAGUCAUCAGUGGAUGCCCAAGUGAUCAGAAUGUCAACACAGACAAUGGUAAUGCCACAGCUGUAGUAACCUGGAUGCGGCCAACAGCAUCAGAUAACUCUGGUAACCAGACACUGACAUCCUCCCACAAUCCUGGAGAUCCCUUUCCUAUUGGAAACACCACAGUGAAAUACACAUCAACAGAUGCUGCUGGAAAAACAGACACAUGUAUUUUCUUUGUGGUCGUUACAGAUGUGGAGCUUCCCACCGUCAGCCCUUGUCCCUCAGACAUCGUGGUACAGCAGGACAGUGGCACUAACAACGCCACCGUGGCCUUCAGCAACGUUACCAUCGCUGACAAUGAUGCGGUCAUCUACUCCAACUAUACCCACAACUCUGGGGACACCUUCCUGAUUGGUAGCACCCAGGUUACCAUCUAUGCUGAGGACGCGUCUGGGAAUAACAACACCUGUCAGUUUAUGGUCACUGUCCGAGACACCGAGGAUCCUGUAAUUGGCUGUCUGUCUGACAUCACAGUAAACUCGACAGCAGGACAGUCAAAUGCCAUAGUGAGCUGGACUCCCCCUAAUGCCACCGAUAACUCUGGGAGCUAUGAGCUGACCUUCAAUACAGCUGUUGGAGCAAGUUUUGAGAUUGGCAGUUUUGAAGUGAUUUACAUAGCGUCAGAUGACGCAGGCAACACUGACAGAUGUACAUUCUUUGUCAAUGUGGAAGAUCCUGAGGACCCAGUGUUCACUUUCUGUCCAACCAAUCAAGAGGUCUUUGCUUUUAACAAUGUGAGCGUUGAGUGGCUGACACCAGCAGUGACGGAUAACUCUGUUGGGCCCAUCACUUUAACAUCUAAUUAUGCCAACGGCACCGAAUUUGCAGUAGGCAACUAUACAGUCACAUACACAGCAACUGAUCCAUCCUCUAACUCUGCAACAUGUUCCUUCAUAGUUCAAGUUUAUGCAAAUGAUUCAGUGAUACCAUUGGUCAUGUGCCCCAGCGAUAUCAUGGUAGACACCUUCAGUGGUGUGGACUACCGAAAUGUAAGCUGGGGAGCUCUGACAUAUUCUGACAACAUGGAGGUGGUGUCUGUGGAGUCAAACUAUCUCAACGACAGCUCUCCGUUUUACCUCGGUACCACGGUGGUCAUGUAUAACGUGACCGACCGAGCUGGCAACACUGCUUCCUGCGACUUUUCAGUGACUGUGCAAGACAACGAAGACCCUGCUCUGUUGAACUGUCCUUCAGACAUCUCCCAACCUGCUGACACUGGACUGUCCGAUACCGCAGUCAACUGGACCGCAGCCAAUGCCACUGAUAAUUCUGGCUCCGUUUCUCUCAGUGUCGAUAUGGCAUCAGGGACAAGAUUUCCCAUUGGCACCACCCUGGUCACAUACACAGCAAAUGAUGGAGAUAAAAAUAUGGCCACAUGCUCCUUUAAUGUCACAGUCACAGAUGAUCAAGCCCCUACGUUCAUGACCUGUCCAAGUAACAUUACUGUGGGUACCGAUGCGAAUGAGAACACUGCAAACGUAACGUUGAACGCUGUCUAUUUCAUUGAUAACUCUGGAAGUGUGAACGUGUCUAAGACCCACACCUCUGGGGACACCUUCCCACUAGGCACGACCAAUGUCAUCAUCACAGCCACGGACCCGUCUGGGAAUGAGGCAUUGUGUCAGUACAGUGUAUCUGUCUAUGAUGAUGAGGCUCCCAUGUACGAUGUUUGCCCGUCGGACAUGAGUGUGUUUGCUGAUGCCGGAUCUACAAACGCCACGGUCAACAUCACAAAUAUCAACUUCAGUGACAAUGCGACGCCUCCCACUCGCCUAACUCUGAACACCAGCCAUCAACCCCGGCCCGUGCUAGAUAUUGGACCGCACAUCAUCAAUUCUACGGCGACCGAUAGUGCAGGGCUUGUAGGAUACUGCACAUAUACUGUCACUGUCAUAGAUAACCAAGCUCCCAACAUCACUUGCCCGGCCAACAUUGUGAAUGUAACCGACCCAGGUCUGGCCGUAGGCUCAGUGUCCUGGUCAGAUGCUGUUGCCAGAGACAAUACUGGAUCUCUAUCAGUUUCUCCAGACAUUGCCAGUGGUUCCAACUUCACUGUUGGCGUGACAACAGUUACUUACAACACUACCGAUCCAUCAGGGAACCCAGCCACAUGCUCUUUCACCGUCACAAUCUCAGACAUGGAGAUUCCUGUCAUCAGCAACUGCCCAGCCGACAUCAAUGUGACGACGGAUGCCGGCAGUGAUGCCAAGAGCAACGUGAUGUGGACAGAACCAACUGCAACAGACAACACAAUAACCGUGGCCCUGUCUGGGUCCGAUAAUCCGGGCAUGUCGUUUAUCCUCGGGGAACAUCAAGUGACCUAUACCGCUGCUGAUCAGUUCAACAAUGAGGACACCUGUGUUUUCACUAUUAGAGUUACAGAUGUGGAGGACCCAGUAUUGACCAAUGUACCGCCCAGCGUAAACGUCUCCACCGAUCCGGGCCAGGCAGGUGCCAUCGUCUCACCGUCGCCUGCCACCGCCACGGACAAUUCAGGGGCCGUCAUGAUAUCAUCGACGGCUCCCGCCGAUUCAUUCUUUCCUAUUGGUGCAACCACUGUGGUCGUCACUGCAAUGGAUGCCUCUGGGAACCAGGUCAAUGCCACCUAUGUGGUGACUGUUCAAGACGAUGAAGCCCCAACAUUUGAUCAGUGUCCUGUGAACCUACAAGUAGCUGCAGAUCCAGGAUCAACGAACACUACAGUAAACUGGACUGCCCCAGUCUUCAUGGACAACUCUGGUAAUGUCACCAUCACUGAGAACUACGUUCCCCCGACUGUUCUCGAUCUUGGAUCUUAUGUUGUCAUGUACAAUGCAUCAGAUGCUGCAGGAAAUACCAUCGCUUGCAUGUUCACUGUUACUGUAGUGGACGAAGAAGCUGCAAACAUUACCUGUCCAUCGGACAUGAGCGUCUCCAUCCCUCCUGACCGUUCCUACGCGGUCGCCAAUUGGUCCGAUGCUGUGGCUGUGGAUAACACAGGGCCACUGAACGUCACCUCGGACAUUGCCAGUGGCUCCAACUUCACCCUUGGCAUGGCAACGGUCACAUACACUACCCAAGAUGCUGCUGGAAACCCUGCAUCCUGCUCGUUUGUAGUGAAUGUCACUGACAACAUUAGUCCAGUCUUUGACUCCUGCCCCAGCAACCCGACCUACGCGACACCGCCAGGGCAGGCUACCAGGGCGGUGGAAUGGUUCGUGUCUGUGACGGACAACUCUGGUUGGGUAUCCAUCACAAGCACACACAACGUCAACGAAUCCUUCCCCGUCGGCAUGACUGAAGUCACCUACCAGGCGGUGGAUGCCAGCGGCAACAGCGCCACGUGUGUCUUUAGCAUCACCAUAAAUGAUCAAGAGCCCCCCAUGUUCCUCUACUGCCCAAGCUCUCUGUCACCAAUCCUGGAUUCUGGCAACUCCACCGAGAUGGUCACCUGGUCAGACCCAGUGGUCAGUGACAAUACAGUGAACUACAUGCUCACGUCCAACUAUAAUCCAGGAGAUAUGUUUGCUCUGGGGUCUACGGUGGUGGAGUAUGUAGCAGUUGAUGACUCUGGCAACAAUGCAACUUGUACCUUCACAGUCUCCGUCCGCGACCUGGAGGAUCCCGUCUUUACCGUCUGCAACACAUCGGACGUCGUGCAGAAUACAGAUAAUGGCAUGCCGAACACGUCCGUCAGCUGGUCUGAACCUACAGCCACAGACAAUACAGACAACGUCACCGUGACUGGAGACUACUCUCCAGGGGCUGUUUUCACCAUCGGUACAACCUUGGUGACUUACACCACGGUGGAUUCCUCCAGUAAUAUGGCCAUGUGCUCCUUCAAUGUGAUUGUCAUCGAUGCUGAGCUUCCAGACAUCCAGAACUGUCCUGCGAACCUGACCGUGUCCACCGACCUGGGCUCCAACCAGGCCACCAACGUGACGUGGACCGAGCCCUCCGCCUCCGAUAACUCCGGUUCAGUUGGCUUUGUGGGCUCCAAGAAUUCAGGCGCUAUGUUCCCCUUUGGCUCCUCCCCUGUGUAUUACAUGGCGGUAGACGCCUCAGGAAAUGAAGCAGAGUGCAGUUUCUACGUAUCAGUUGAAGACAACGAGGAUCCAAUGAUAACCUGCCCAUUCUCCAUCUCUUCUGGAACCACACCUUCCCUGAACACCUCCGUGGUGUGGUGGACGGUGCCAACAGCCACCGACAACACCGGUGUUGCUUCAGUGGUGUCCGAUUACACCCCGGGACAGAUGUUCCCCGUUGGAAACACGCUGGUCACCUACAACGCCACCGACUUGGGUGGAAAUGUUGCCGUGUGCUCCUUCUAUGUCAAUGUCACAGAUGAUAUGAUACCAUCAGUGCUCACCUGCCCAAUCGAUUUCAGCCAAACGGCCGAUAACGGACUCACCAACACCACCGUGACAUGGGCUGUUCCAACAUUCAGCGACAAUGACGGCAAUGUGAUGGUGUCUGCAAACUACAAAUCACCAUCUGUCCUGUCCAUUGGAGUCUGGACCGUCAUGUACAAUGCAACAGAUCUGUCUGGCAAUGUGGCACAGUGCGUGUUUGUGAUAACAGUGACAGACGACGAAGCCCCUACCAUCACUUGCCCAACCGACAUUGUGAAUGUAAGUGAUCCUGGUCUGGAUGUAGCCUCAGUGUCCUGGGCGGAUGCUGUAGCCACAGACAAUACUGGAAAUCUAAGGGUCUCUUCAGACAUCGUCAGUGGUUCUAACUUCACUGUUGGUCUCACAACUGUUACAUACUCUACUACCGACCCAUCAGGGAACCCAGCCUCUUGCUCUUUCACCGUCGAGAUCUCGGACGAGGAACUGCCCAGCAUUUCAGGCUGUCCCAGCAACAUCACCCAGUCAGCCGACCCUGGAUCAGUGACAACAAGUGUGAACUGGACCGUGCCAGUCUUCACUGACAAUGCAGGGUUUGUCUCUGUGGUGGAUUCACACCAACCCCUGAAUAUCUUCUACGUUGGGACCGCAGAGGUGUCCUAUACAGGAGUAGACCCUCAGGGAAAUGAGGACUCCUGUAUCUUCCAGGUCACAGUUGUAGACAUGGAGCUUCCUGUCUUCAUCAACUGCCCGUCCAACAUGAGUGUUACCACGGACCCUGAAACUGCUUUGGCCGAAGUCAGCUGGCCGACGGUACUGGCUACCGAUAAUGCAGGUACCCCUCUCAUCACCACUGACUUCUCGGGAUCCAAUUUCUCCAUCGGAGUUCAGACUGUGUCUUACAAUGCAACGGAUGAUGCAGGAAACAUAGCCCAGUGCACGUUUGAUAUCACAGUCACAGAUGAUCAGCCUCCUACCUACGUUGGCUGUCCUUCUGACAUCACUGUAGCUGCAGAUGUCGGUUCGGUCAAUGCCAGGGUUAAAUGGACAGUGCCUUCAGCCAUGGACAACGUCGAUACAUCAGCCCUUCAGCUAUACGCCAACUAUGAACCUCCAACUGUGCUAGCCGUUGGAUCAUACAUAGUCAACUACACUGCUGUGGAUGUUGAUGGACUCGUUGGAGAAUGUGUUUUUACAGUCACAGUCACUGAUGGCGAAGCUCCGGUCAUCACUUGCCCGGCCAACAUUGUGAAUGUAACCGACCCAGGUCUGGCCGUAGCCUCAGUGUCCUGGUCAGAUGCUGUAGCAGCAGACAACACUGGAUCUCUAUCAGUUUCUUCCGACAUUGUCAGUGGCUCCAACUUCACUGUUGGCGUGACAACGGUUACUUACAACACUACCGAUCCAUCAGGGAACCCAUCCACAUGCUCUUUCACUGUUACAAUCUCGGACGAGGAGAAGCCUAUGCUGUUGAACUGUCCGUCGGACAUCACCUACAACAUCACAGACUCCAGCACACAGGCCAACGUGACCUGGCCAGCCCCAAUGAUCUCGGACAACACGGACAUGGUCAUCACGGUCAUCUCCACCCAUCCAGGCUCCCUCUUCAACUUUGGUGACACAACUGUUGUUUACACUGUGCAGGACCUGUCUGGCAACUCUAUCUCCUGCUCAUUUGUAGUGUCUGUUGACGAUAUGACACCUCCAGUGAUUGAGGGCUGUCCAUCCAGUAUCAACACAACAACGGAUGCAGCUUCUCCUACAGCCAUGGUAACCUUCCAAUCCCCUAACAUCACCGACAAUCAAGGUACACCUACGGUUAUGCUGAACAAACAGUCUGGCUCUGAAUUCCCAGUGGGGGAUACGGUCAUCACAUACACUGCAACUGACACCUUCGGCAAUGUGGUUCCUGCAGCUUUACUGUAACAGUAAAUGAUGAGGAAUCGCCCGUAUACGUGGGCUGUCCUUUCAACGUAAGUGUACCCACUGACAAUGGGACAGCUAGUGCUGUUGUCAACUGGACGGAGCCUGCCGUGUCGGAUAACACGGUAGCAGUGAUUUCAGCCCCUGAUAGCCCAUCAGGGAGCACCUUCAACCUGGGCGAUUCGCUGGUCACCUAUAUGGCACAGGACGCUUAUGGCAAUGCAGCUACCUGCCUUAUCAAUAUCAAUGUUUAUGAUAACGAAACCCCAAGCCUG